GAAAAAACGAAAAAAAGGAAGAGGUGACGACAUGGAUCACGACUAGGUGCAGCCAGCAACACAGCCCAACCAGCUGCCUGCUAUCUACUACUAACCAACCAAAUUACCACAGAAACAGCACACACGCGCGCGAAUGACCAUCCCAUCUCAUCGCCCGUCUCGCCACCAUGCCCGCCGCCACUACCGCGGAGGUCGAGGUCCUGGUCCUUUCCUCCUCGCCGGUUCACAACACCCCAGCAGCAGCGCCACCGCUUGCGUACGACCCCGAGGAACUCUUUGGGCUGUCUCCGAUUGACGCCUCUACGACUCCGUUGCCUUCGCCGUCAGAGCUGUUUCGGGCUCCGACUCGGUCGAGGUUCUUUCAGAGUGAUAAUUCGGUUAGGAAGAAGGGCAGUGCGGGAUCGAAGACCAAGGGCAAGGGUUCGGAUAUGACUACGGCUACUACAACUGCAACUGCGACAGGAAUUGUAGAAGUCCCAGCUGGAGAUCAAACAAAGCGGACAAGAGGCAGACCGAAAAAGGACCCGAAGACCGCUCCUGGGGAUCCGGAACCCAACGCCGAAGUCGCGGAGAAAGCUCCGAAAAAGACUACAGCGGGCACGAGGAGGAAAAAAUCUGCCGAAACCACGACAAAGGGCAAGUCAUCGGGGAAUAAGACGAUAUCAGGGCGGGUUGGGAAAGCCGGCACUUCGCGGCCUAAGGAAGCCGGUGGUGGUGGUGGUGGUGGCGGCGGCGGCGAGAAGGCCGAUUGUUUGUUGUUGACUCCGCGGGCUUCUCCGGCAACGGCGACGGCGACGAAGGACGACGUGCCGGACUGGGAGACGGAUGGGCUCCAGUUAGAGCAGGCUACGAAACGGAGACUGGAUUGGACGCCAACAAGCAAUAGUACCAAGUCGGUUGUUGAGUUGGAUGGCAAGUCCAACGUCGAGGGUAGCUUGAAGAACUUUGGAGAUUUGCUCUCUGUGUAUGGGUUUAGUGGGAUGGCUGCCCCGAUCGGUAACCAGGUGGCUUCCGGUGAGUGUGGACCUACGAAACGGAGGCGUAUAGAGCUGGUUGAUCCGGGGGUAUACCCUCCUAAGAAAGGCGUUGUUGAGGACACCGACAAAUCUACUACGGAUGGAUCUCGCCAAUCCACCCCAACGGUGCAAAAGAAGCCAAGAAAGGGCGCCAAGCGGUUUACGACGCUUACGGCCCGUGUGACAGCAAACUAUAUCAAUGAAUCUGCCGAAAGCUCGGAGGCUAUAGACGGGGGAACUACAGCUAGUGAGGACACAUCGGCAGCGAAGGGGAAACGCUCGAAGUCGAAGAAAAAGGGCAAAUCAAGCUCGAAAGCCUCUGAACCACAGUUUGUGGUUCUCUCUCCUGAUGAAGCUGCCAAGUCUCUGGAAGACCAGGAGCUUGUAUUCGGAACCUGCAGUCAGCUGGAGCGGGAGGACUCUCCCACCAUGAUACGGGAGUUACAGGCCGCAAUACGCGAGUCAGAACGAAGCAUCGUGUCGGAAUCAAGUAGUCGUUCCUACCUGAAGUCGGACAAGGGAGCGUCAUCUGCAGUAUCGCGCUUUAGCGGCUCGGGAGACUUAUGGUCUGUUGCAUCCCGAGAUACCGACGGCUCGCUGAUGCAGGUGGAAGUCGUGGAUUUGGUGGAUACACCUGUCAAGUCUGCGGCCCCUGCCUUUCUGGAGCAAUCUAGCAACAAAGGCGAAGAUGUUCCUACUGAAAUCGACAUCAACAUGAGCAAGCACGAUGGGAAGGAGACUUCUGAGCCAGAAGUGGCUGUACCCACACGCAAAGAACCGAGUACCAUCACUAAACCCACACAACCAGUCAACACGCCAGCGAAAGACCCUGCACCUCAAGACGCAGUAUCUCACCCUCCCAUGCCGCAAUUCAGCGGCUUCACAGACGCCCAAUUAUCGAAACAAAUCGCCACCUACGGCUUCAAGCCGCUCAGAAGCCGGCAGAAGAUGAUCGAUCUGCUCCAGAGAUGCUGGGAAUCUAAAAGCAGCACAAGCGGUACAGUAGCAAGGCCAACCCCAGAGAACGCGCAGAGCCACAACCCACCUGCUGGUCCAGUGUCGGAACCUGCCUCAUCUCAACCCAAACCCAGCAGCAAAAGCGCCAGCAAGGGCACUACACGCAAAACAAACCCAAAGCCGAAAAGCAAGCUACCAGCCAAGUCAUCAAAGAAACCCGCAGCGGGAAACAUCCCCUCAACCACGACCAUCGACACCAGCAAAGAAACCACCUCCCUCCCUCCCCAACCCAAACCCCAAAAGCCAACAACCGCGCAAACCCCCACCAAGAAAGCGAAACCCAGAACCUCCUUCGCCGACGUAGAAGAAAUCGAAGACUCCGAAGACGAUGCGAUCCUCACCCCUCGCCACCUUCUACAGCCUUUCUCCUCCACCACUACCACCACCACCACCACCACGAAAAGCACCCUCCCCACCUCCCCCACCCCAUCAAAUUCAAACCCCUCCCUUGCUCCCCCAACACCAAAUCUUCCCAAUCGACCAACGCCACCUCUCUCCCCCUCCCCAACUUAUCUGACCAAAUAAUGAACGCCGUCCGCAUCCAGCCCCGAACCACCACCACCAGCAACCGCAAACAGCCCACCUGGCACGAGAAAAUGCUCAUGUUCGACCCCAUCCCGCUGGAAGACUUCACCACAUGGCUGAACACAGAGGGGCUCGGUCUGGUGAAUGAGGAUCGGGAGGUCGGGGCCGCGUUUGUUAGGAUGUGGUGCGAGAGUAAAGGCAUCUGUUGCUGUUAUCGGCCUAGGAGUGGGAGGAAUGGGGAGUAGGGAGUGGGAAUAGGAAUAGGGCAUAGGACGAGGGUUUUUCUUUCUUUCUUUCUUUCUUGUUUUCUUUUUCGGCUGUGGACAUUGGUGUUGUUGGUUGGGAAUAUUCCUGGAUAAAGCAUAUUCUGAGGGUUGGAGUUGGGUUUAUUGAGUACUAUAAAAGAUGGACGGGGUUAGAUGGGCGGGGGCAUCCAUCCAUCAUGGCGGCUAGAUUAGAUAUGGUUGGAGUUUUGGACUUAUUACUGCAGUGAUUG
Messenger RNA from Aspergillus heteromorphus CBS 117.55, 3054 nucleotides. It is a transcript of the gene slx4, whose product is annotated as protein slx4. Gene Ontology annotation, cellular component: Slx1-Slx4 complex; nucleus. Gene Ontology annotation, molecular function: 5'-flap endonuclease activity. The coding region runs from base 168 to 2558 and encodes 796 amino acids. The transcript has 2 exons. Gene Ontology annotation, biological process: DNA repair; DNA replication. The record is from RefSeq and is a predicted model, not a curated record. NCBI's taxonomy places the organism in Eukaryota, Fungi, Ascomycota, Eurotiomycetes, Eurotiales, Aspergillaceae.